AUGAUGCGACGAAUCUUUUUCCUCUUGCUCUUGGUCGCCGUCUGUCUUGCAUGGUCCGCGGAAGAUUAUGAGCUGUUCAAGUUGCAUGAUGAAUUGGAAACAACUGAAGGGCCCGGAGUGACCUUUUACGAUGUCCUCGGCGUCUCACCUCAGGCUACGUUCGAACAGAUCAGUGCUGCUCUCAAGAAGAAAUCCCGCACUCUCCAUCCCGACAAAGUGAAACAUUCCUUCAUAGCCUCACGGUCGACGGCGAGCCCGAAGAAACAAGGCGGCAAGAGAAAGCCUGGGGUACACGUCUCGAAAGGACCAUCACAGCGGGAGAUUUCACGCGUUGUGAAAGAUGCGCAAGAACGCUAUUCUCGGCUCACUCUGAUUGGAACAAUCUUGAGAGGGCCGCUGAGAGAAAGAUAUGAUUUCUUCGAAGGCCACGGUUGGCCCUCCUGGCGUGGAACAGGAUACUACUAUCAAAGAUAUCGACCUGGACUGGGUACCGUUUUGCUGGGACUGUUUUUAAUUGGCGGCGGAGCCGUUCACUACUUCGUCCUGACCAUGAACUACAGAAGACACCGAGACUUCAUGGAGAGGUACAUCCGAUAUGCAAAGAAGCAAGCUUGGGGCGAUGAGACUGGUAUCAGAGGCAUUCCAGGUCUCGGCGAUCCGGUGGAUGUCGCACCUUCGAUUGAGGAAUCUGAGCCGACGGCAAAUUUGAACAGACGGCAGCGGCGAGAACUAGAUCGACAAAAUAAAAAGGAUAAGGCGAGCAAACCUGCUUCCGCUCCUAUUCCCAAACCGAUGCCUCCCUCAACACCGGAUAGACGACGGGUGACUGCAGAGAAUGGCAAGAUACUGAUCGUCGACCCUGAGGGGAAUGUGUACUUAGAAGAGGAGGAUGAGGACGGAAACAUCCAAGAAUAUCUGCUGGACCUGGAUGAGAUCCCGAAGCCCACGAUUUGGGAUACAGCUAUCUUACGCCUCCCCAUUUGGCUCUAUCGCAAAUCCGCCGGUUCAUUUUUGAAGAGUGCGCAGCCGAUUCCUGAACAUGAGAGACCUUCGCCAGACAGGGAAGGAUCACCACCUGAGCCCACGGGAAAAGUGGUUGUCUCUGAGAUGCCGACUGCGCCGGAUAUGAGCUCGAGUCAAAUAUCGGAUUCUGGGUUUGAACUUGUCGACACCACUGGUCUAGAGAAUACCAACGGUACUAAUGUCAAAAAGCGCGGCAAGAAAGGGAGGAAGUGA
Messenger RNA from Cladophialophora psammophila CBS 110553, 1236 nucleotides. RefSeq lists its product as uncharacterized. Lineage: Eukaryota; Fungi; Ascomycota; Eurotiomycetes; Chaetothyriales; Herpotrichiellaceae. The record is from RefSeq and is a predicted model, not a curated record. Gene Ontology annotation, cellular component: endomembrane system. Bases 1 to 1236 code for a protein of 411 amino acids. The transcript has a single exon.